AUAUUUCAUUUAUUUAUGCAUCUUGUAUAUUUUUCGGUUACAAUGGAGGGGAAUCGAACAUUUUAUCCAAUGUUAGCGCAUUUCUUCACUUACUCUCAAUAUGGCUUAACGACAUUUUGAAUUGUUAUAACUUACGGUUUGAAAGACAUAUUAAGAAGCAAGAGAGAUGUUAGCCGACUGACCUAACUCACGCCUCGUAACACAAUGACUAGAUAGAUAAAAUUUGAAAACAUAUUUUGGAAUUAUGAUUUGAAUAUUUACUUCCACAAACAUUUUAUAUUAAAAAAAAAAAAAGAAAAAAAAAAUAUAUGACCUCCUCUAGCUUACUAUAAGCACGAACACAUGGAAUCACAAACUACUGUAAGGUACAAUUAACUUCUGUUUGCCGCCAAAGGCCCUUCGGUGAUGUCGUCUUCCUCAAACUACUACUGCAACUUACUCAAGCUCUGCAGCCAAGCAGGAAACCCUGCGCAAGCCAGAAAGCUCCAUUGCCACAUUGUCAAAACCGUGACUAAUCCCGAAACCUUUCUUCUCAACAAUCUCGUUACUACCUACGGCAAAUUGGGCAACUUAAGCUAUGCCCGCCAUGUGUUCGACCAAAUCCCUCACCGAACCCUUUUCUCAUGGAAUGCCAUUCUCUCCGUCUACUCUAAAUCGGGUCACAUUUCUGAGAUGCAAGAUAUCUUCAAUCGAAUGCCGAGCCGAGAUGGGGUGUCUUGGAAUUCAGUUAUUUCGGGGCAUGCGUCAUGUGGCUUCGUUGCUGAGGCUGUGAGAGUUUAUAGCUUGAUGUUAAGGGACGGGCCGGGUAAUUUGAACCGGAUUACUUUCUCCACGAUGCUUGUGCUUUCGUCGAGUCAGGGAUGUGUGAACUUGGGUCGACAGCUUCAUGGGCAGAUAGUGAAGUUUGGGUUUGAAUCGUAUGUAUUUGUUGGCAGUCCUUUGGUGGACAUGUACUCGAAAGUGGGGUUAAUUUUGGAUGCAAAGCGGGUUUUUGAUUCAAUAUCAGAGAGAAAUGUGGUUAUGUAUAAUACGCUUAUCACUGGGUUUUUACGGAGUGGAUUGAUCGAACAAUCUGAAUGUUUGUUUAGUGAAAUGCCUGAAAAAGAUUCAAUUUCGUGGACCACAAUGAUUAGCGGGCUUAACCAAAAUGGUGCAGGCAGAAAAGCACUUGAUAAGUUUAGAGAAAUGAGAUGGCAAGGCUUAAGUAUGGAUCAAUAUACAUUUGGUAGCGUACUGACCGCAUGUGGAAGCCUAUCUGCCUUGGAAGAGGGCAAGCAAGUUCAUGCGUAUAUCAUUAGGACUGAUUUUAUAGAUAACAUCUUUGUUGGUAGUGCUCUUGUUGACAUGUAUUGCAAAUGUAGAAGCAUAAAAUCUGCGGAAACAGUUUUCAAGAGAAUGAGCCGCAAGAAUGUAGUAUCGUGGACUGCACUGCUUGUGGGUUAUGGACAAAAUGGGUACGGUGAAGAAGCUGUAAGAAUUUUUUGUGAUAUGCAGAGAAGCGGGGUUGAACCAGAUGAUUUUACCCUGGGAAGCGUAAUUAGCUCAUGUGCAAACCUAGCAAGCUUAGAAGAAGGUGCCCAGUUCCAUGGCCAAGCUCUAGCUUCAGGUUUGAUGUCUUUUGUUACAGUUUCAAAUGCACUGGUCACAUUAUAUGGUAAAUGCGGAAGCAUCAAAGACUCCCAUAGACUGUUCGAUGAGAUGAAAAUCAGGGAUGAAGUCUCGUGGACGGCCUUGGUUUCAGGGUAUGCCCAGUUUGGAAAAGUUUAUGAGACAAUUGAGUUGUUUGAAAGGAUGUUAGCCCAUGGUUUGAAACCCGAUGGAGUUACUUUCAUAGGGGUUCUUUCAGCUUGCAGUAGAGCAGGACUAGUGGAGAAAGGGCAUCAGUAUUUUGAAUCAAUGGUAAAAGAACAUGGAAUUACACCAAUUGUGGAUCACUACACUUGCAUUAUUGAUCUUCUCAGCCGAGCUGGAAGAUUAGAACAAGCAAAAAGCUUCAUAAAUAAGAUGCCAAUCCGUCCUGAUGCAAUUGGUUGGGCCACCUUGUUGAGCUCGUGUAGACUUCAUCGUAAUAUGGAAAUUGGUAAAUGGGCAGCUGAAUCUCUUCUAGAAUUAGAGCCCCAGAAUGCUGCAAGCUAUAUCUUGCUCUCAAGCAUCUAUGCUGCCAAAGGGGAAUGGGAUGAGGUGGCCAAAUUGAGGAGAGGAAUGAGGGAUAAGGGGGCUAGAAAAGAACCAGGGUGCAGUUGGAUCAAAUAUAAGAACAGAGUGCACAUCUUUUCAGCAGAUGACCAAUCAAGUCCAUUUUCGGAUCAGAUAUAUGCUAAGCUGGAGGAACUGAAUAGAAAAAUGAUAGAAGAGGGGUAUGAGCCAGAUAUGAGUUCUGUUCUUCAUGAUGUUGAGGAAUCAGAAAAAAUGAAGAUGCUUAAUUACCACAGUGAGAAGCUCGCAAUUGCGUUUGGAUUGAUAUUUCUUCCUCCUUGCCUUCCCAUACGAGUAGUUAAAAACCUUCGAGUGUGUGGGGAUUGCCACAAUGCCACUAAAUACAUUUCCAAGAUCACCAAGAGAGAGAUUCUUGUAAGAGAUGCUGUCCGGUACCAUCUAUUUAAAGACGGAACUUGUUCAUGUGGAGAUUUCUGGUGAUGAGAUUGUGAGUGUCAAAAGCUGCUGGAGAGGAUUGUAAAACCAUAUCAUUGCCUUGAUUUGAGAAGAUAUUUGUUACACAAAUGCAAUUGAGAGCUGUUGUGAAUGAAGCGACUAUCCUGCAAGAACUUUCUUUUUAUCUGAGAUUCUGAAUCCUUGCAAGGUUAUGAACUGGAAAUGUUUUUAUCUCAAGAUUCCAACAGCUAUGCUCAAGCUCCAUAGAAGGAGGAUCACAUCACUUGGAGAUACUCGGGAAGAAUUCAAAGUCCAAGAAGAAUUACCUGCAACUGAGCACAGAUCUCAAUAACUUCAGCUGGAGGUGCCCAAUCACCGAAGUUCCUCUCGAUAAACUGUUUCCCUCCACCAAGUGCUUUGAAGAAUUCCAUUCCACGAUCAUACAAUACAACACCACCCCAAUAUCGAGGCCAGAAGUCUUUUAUCUGCAUCAGAACAAUACGUCAUCCAAAGUUAAUGGGGUAGGAUGAGACUUUGGUAGGUGAUCUGCACAAGCACCGGUUCUGUCCAUGAAACGGGCAAUAUGACCACGCUUCAUGCCAAACUGAGAAGAAAGAUCUACAGUGCUUAAGCUAAGGAGCUCGGACAGACAUUUCC
Pyrus x bretschneideri (Chinese white pear) is the source of this 3249-nucleotide messenger RNA. Its product is annotated as putative pentatricopeptide repeat-containing protein At1g68930. Gene Ontology annotation, molecular function: zinc ion binding; protein binding; RNA binding. Lineage: Eukaryota; Viridiplantae; Streptophyta; Magnoliopsida; Rosales; Rosaceae. Bases 406 to 2637 code for a protein of 743 amino acids. Gene Ontology annotation, biological process: RNA modification. The transcript is spliced from 4 exons. The record is from RefSeq and is a predicted model, not a curated record.